AUGUCUGAUAAACCUAGUAUAGGCACUUUUGAUGACUUAUUACCGAAUGUUGUGCAGACUGUCAGAGCCUCCUCUUCAUUAGCAGCUCAGGAUGUUAAUUUUUACAAAUCAUUGGAUUCAGAAUUGUCUUCUAAGAUCGACGUAUCUGCCAAAAGCCUAUUGGAUAUUUCUAAUAAGCUCAUACAUUGUUCAUUUGACGAUGUAAAAGACAUACCAUUUGGAAAGGAUAAUAUAUCAUCGCAUAUCAACUGGAACCCUAUAGCAAAUGUUCUUGAUAAUAUAUUUGAGAAGAUCGAUAUCGCCUUUGAUCAAGCCCAAAAUGCAAAUUCACGAAAACUGAAUAAUGACGCAAAAGGAUUUAUUUACUUGGAGGAUAACAAUGCUGUUAAUGAUAAUUCUACUAAGAAUCAAGGAAAAAGAAUGGUGAAGCCUCAAAUUAGCUUUCGUAAUAAAGUUGAUAACUCUGAAACGCAUCCUUUCAAGCCUAAGAUCACGACCAAACCUAACAAAUUGAAAUCAUUUGAAGAAUCUACAAGAUUAAUUGUUCCCGCGAAGAAUGAAGAUUCAGAAGAUUUUGAUCCAGAAUAUUACGCUCAACCGUACGAAUUUGAAAUCGACCACCAACCUUAUCCAGAUUCUGUUUUGAUUAAGAAAGAACCUAUACCUUCAAGACCAUGGCAUGAUACGUCAGCCAUAUGGGUAGAAACAGUUGAUGCAUUAAAUGAAAUGAUAUCUUUAUUAUCUAAGCAAUCUGAAAUUGCAAUUGAUUUGGAACAUCACGAUUAUAGGUCUUACUAUGGUAUAGUUUGUCUUAUGCAAAUUUCCAGUAGGGAUCAGGAUUGGAUUAUCGAUACUUUGAAAUUGAGGGAUGAUUUAGAAGGUUUAAAUAAAGUCUUUACUGACCCUAACAUUGUUAAAAUAUUCCACGGUGCAUUUAUGGAUAUUAUUUGGUUACAAAGAGACUUAGGACUAUAUGUCGUUUCAUUAUUUGAUACUUACCAUGCAUCUAAAAAGCUCGGAUUUCCAAAGUUUUCUCUAGCUUACUUGUUAGAGACAUUCGCAGGUUUUAAAACCUCGAAAAAAUACCAGCUAGCAGAUUGGAGAGUUAGACCAUUAUCACCUCCAAUGCUAGCAUACGCAAGAUCUGAUACGCAUUUUUUAUUAAAUAUCUAUGAUCAAUUAAGGAAUAAAUUGAUAGACUCGGGGGCAGAUAGAUUACAAGAGGUUUUAUAUGAAUCACGCCAGGUUGCGAAAAGAAGGUUUGAAUAUACAAGAUUCCGUCCCAUUUCGACAUCAGGAGGAAAAGUUUCUUGUCCUAUCAUGGCAAAUAACCCCAAAGAACCGUUUUCAUCGAUAUUAUUCCAGUAUAAUGUUCCUUUCCAUAAAAAACUGUUGAUCGAAGCUUUAUAUAAUUGGAGAGAUUCUUUGGCUAAAAGAGAUGAUGAAUCUGUUAGAUAUAUCAUGUCUAAUCAAUUAUUAGUUAGCUUAUCAUCAUUAAGUCAACCAGUAGAUGUACAAAAAGUCUUGGGAGUUUCGAAUUAUGUUUCAGACUAUGUAAGGCAAAAUGCUAAGGAUUUGGCUAACUUGAUUGAAAAUACUCUAAAUAGUAUGGCAGAAAGUGACUGGGAUUUAGUCGAUAAGUGGAGUGACAUAUCAAAGGCUUCUGAUAAUGAAAAGUUGAAUAUUAGUAAUAAUGACGUUGAAAAAAUUAUAUCACAUUCAAGAGUAUUUGAAGACCUAUAUGCACGUCAUAAAAGGUUAUUAUUUUAUGACAGUAGUAUUUUACUAAACAAUAAAUCUGCAUUGUUUUCAAAAAUUCUCAAUAAAGACUACGAACUGUUUUCAGUUGAGUAUGACAUAGAAAAAAAUAAAGCUAUAAAUCAUACUUCUGAAGAUUACAAAUUCAGGCUAGAGUAUGCAUCGAAAAAUCUUCAAAUUGUUCCAUUUAUAGCAUCACCUGCGAUGUCUUAUCAAGAUGAGCAGCAUGAAGAUCCCGAGAGGCAACAGAUACAAAAUCUUCAUCCUACAAAAGAUUCAUUAAUUUCUAAUAAUACGAAAGAAAUUGAUCCUAAUGAAGUUAUUACGCUUCGUAACACCCAAAAACAAAAAGUUCUGAAGAGAGAAAAUAAAUUACUUGGGAAAGAAGAAGCUUUCGAUUACGACAAUGCAAACAAAAUAUUACUCGAUUCUUCUAGAAAUAAUUCUCGUAAAGAUAAAUCUAAAAAGAGGUCUUUUGAUCCUUAUAGCAAAGAGGGUGAUGGACCGAAAGGGGCUAAAAAAGUGAGAAGAUCAAAUACCGGCAAAACAUCCACUUUCUCAGCAAAAAAAUAG
Messenger RNA from Debaryomyces fabryi, 2331 nucleotides. It is a transcript of the gene RRP6, whose product is annotated as exosome nuclease subunit. Gene Ontology annotation, molecular function: nucleotide binding; 3'-5'-RNA exonuclease activity; nucleic acid binding. Gene Ontology annotation, cellular component: nuclear exosome (RNase complex); nucleolus. The transcript has a single exon. Lineage: Eukaryota; Fungi; Ascomycota; Pichiomycetes; Serinales; Debaryomycetaceae. Gene Ontology annotation, biological process: nuclear polyadenylation-dependent rRNA catabolic process; histone mRNA catabolic process; poly(A)-dependent snoRNA 3'-end processing. Bases 1 to 2331 code for a protein of 776 amino acids. The record is from RefSeq and is a predicted model, not a curated record.